Molecule: messenger RNA, 384 nt
Organism: Trypanosoma theileri
Lineage: Eukaryota; Euglenozoa; Kinetoplastea; Trypanosomatida; Trypanosomatidae
Exons: 1
Coding region: 1-384 (127 amino acids)
Source: RefSeq, a predicted model, not a curated record
AUGGUAGUGUUGUCUCUUUCGUAUGAGUUUCGCCGCUUUUUUACUUUUACAUGUGCAAGGAAGCUACUUGCAAUGAUUGAUGAUGCGCAGGUGUGUGCUCUCCUUCUCGACGAGAUUCGUGAGCGGCUGCCUUUAUACAAGUCGGAGGUUACCACUCUUGACACUAAGCGGCAUGUGGUGAUAAGUAGCUUUGCAGAGAGUGCGAAGGUCUUUCUUCCAUACCCUGUGGUGGAAAACAGUGAUUUCACGAUGACGGAGUUGCAAGGAUUAGUGAACGCAGUAGAUACACUUCGACAAGGGGAAUGCACAGAUUUCUAUCUUGUCUUUAUUGACAGCGGCGGUUCCUUUUCAUUCUACCGAAUGAAUACACUGAAAGCUGGAUGA